AUGGAGUCCAACGCUGAGCAAUUGAUUCACCGGUGGUUGGAGAUGGUCUCGGAAGGUCCUCCACCGGAGCCGCGAUGUGAUGGCUUGAAUACCACAAAUUUAGAGCCCAACGGAGGGUUUCCCGCUGCUCUAGAGCCAACCGAUAGUGGCCCAGUCAUUCGUUGGCCCAGAAUCAACAAACGACCCCGAGAGGAAGAUGCAGACUCCGGACAACAGAUAUCCCAUCAGAGCACGGACAACCGGUACGAGAAAAGACCGCGGCGCAAGACUCGAGGAGACAAAUAUGAGUACAAGCGGCCGGGAUCUCCAAGGAAGCGAACAGCUCGGUCCCUCAAGGACAAAGCCAAAAGGGCGCGAACGAGCAGAAAGCAUACGAUAAAUGAUGCAUUUCAUGCAUCUAACGUUGCUCGUGAGAGGCUUACCGUAAGUGGUCCAACCUAG
This is a messenger RNA of Penicillium brasilianum, 441 nucleotides long. The record is from the annotation of a GenBank genome assembly. Lineage: Eukaryota; Fungi; Ascomycota; Eurotiomycetes; Eurotiales; Aspergillaceae.